Ceutorhynchus assimilis (cabbage seed weevil) is the source of this 2157-nucleotide messenger RNA. NCBI's taxonomy places the organism in Eukaryota, Metazoa, Arthropoda, Insecta, Coleoptera, Curculionidae. The record is from the annotation of a GenBank genome assembly.
AUGGGGGUGCAAUUUUUCAGCGGAAAGUUUUACAAGUGCGUCGACGACAAUGGCGAACGUCUAGACGUCGAUAUUGUCGAUACCAAAUGGGACUGCCAGAGAUUAAAUUACACGUGGGAGAAUUCAAAAAUAUCCUUCGACCAUGUAGGAGUGGCUUAUUUAGCCUUAUUCCAAGUGGCCACUUUCGAAGGCUGGAUGGAAGUUAUGGCUGAUGCGGUUGACGCAAGAGGAGUCAACAUGCAACCCAAACGAGAAGCGAAUCUUUACGCUUACAUUUACUUUGUUAUAUUCAUUGUAUGCGGCUCCUUUUUCACUCUAAACCUUUUCAUAGGAGUCAUCAUUGACAAUUUUAACAUGCUGAAGAAGAAAUACGAAGGCGGAGUGCUGGAAAUGUUUUUGACUGAAAGUCAAAAGCAUUAUUAUACGGCAAUGAAAAAGUUGGGCCGCAAAAAACCUCAAAAAGUCAUCAAAAGACCGAUGAAUGCCUUCUUGGCAAUGUUCUAUGAUUUAUCAAAUUCGCGACGUUUUGAAAUUGCUAUUUUCGUGCUGAUAUUUCUUAACAUGCUUACGAUGGGAAUAGAACAUUAUGGCCAACCGCAUGCAGUGUUUUUUAUUUUAGAAGUCAGCAAUGCCUUUUUCACUACAGUAUUUGGAUUAGAGGCUAUUGUCAAGAUGAUCGGCUUGAGGUACCACUACUUUACGGUACCGUGGAACGUCUUUGAUUUUCUUCUAGUGUUGGCUUCGAUUUUGGGGAUUUUGAUGGAGGACAUCAUGAUUGAUUUUCCGGUUUCGCCCACUUUGCUCAGAGUUGUCAGGGUGUUUAGAAUCGGACGCAUUCUGCGUCUGAUUAAGGCGGCAAAAGGCAUAAGAAAACUCCUCUUUGCUCUGGUAGUGUCUCUACCAGCCCUAUUCAAUAUAGGAGCCUUACUAGCAUUGAUCACCUUCAUCUACGCCAUAAUCGGAAUGUUCCUGUUCGGACACGUACGACAACAAGGUGCUCUGGACGACAUGGUAAACUUCGAAACAUUCGGCCGAUCAAUGCAUUUGCUGUUCCGUCUGAUCACUUCAGCCGGCUGGAACGAUGUUCUAGAAUCCUUAAUGAUCGAGUAUCCGGAUUGUGACCCCCACUACAAACACCAAACCAACGGCGAUUGCGGCUACCCUUUGCUCGCCAUCAUCUACUUCACCAGCUUCAUCAUCAUCAACUACAUGAUCGUCAUCAACAUGUACAUCGCUAUUAUUCUGGAAAACUUCAACCAGGCGCACCAAGAAGAAGAAAUCGGUAUUGUAGAAGACGAUUUGGAGAUGUUUUACAUUAGAUGGAGCAAAUACGAUCCGCAUGCUGCUCAGUUUAUAAGAUUCAGUCAGUUGUCUGAUUUCAUAGCUUCGCUAGAUCCGCCUCUUGGGAUUCCCAAGCCCAACACUGUAGCUUUGGUUAGUUUCAAUUUACCUAUAGCUAAAGGCAACAAAAUUCAUUGUUUGGACAUUUUACAUGCGCUGGUUACAAUAGACAAAGAUAGAUUAAUUAAUCAUUUUAUCAGAAGGAAAAAGGAUAAAGAACGUCAAGACGAAGACGUAGACGAAACGACGCAAACGUCGUCGCCGGGCGGCGACUGGCGCAGCCGUCUGACGACGUUCCUGCACGUCCACAGAGGUUCGCGCGCAUCUUCCCGAAAAUCGUCGCGCGCAUCCGACGCCAGCGACCUCAGCGAACUCGGCGGGCCGUGGUUGAACUUGCCGCUGCUGUUGCUCACCGGCGCCGCCCGCGAUUUAGAAGCGAGACGUCAAUCGACCGAAGACGACGACGUCGACGAACCACCUAAAACGACGCCGCCUUCGAGACGGCGGAGUUUGUACAAUUUUUUUUUGAGGCAUCAGGACGCUGUUGAAACUCCGGACAGCAAAGGCUUGACACUUCAUCCGUCGACUGCGGACGACCGUCCGAUUCGGCGCAAACGCGCCGGUUCGGUGAAAAGCCGUCCGACGUCGGUGGCGGGCGGCUGUCAACGCAGUCAGUCGGAACGGUGCAGUCACAGUUCGGACGUCAGUAUUUUGGUGACGGAAGCGUCGCCGGAAGGCCGGCAAACGGCCGGCGAAUCGACGGUAGUCCAGGUGCUGGUGCACAGGGAAAGCGAAGAGGGCGACGACCUAAGCUGA